AUGGCUGUCGCCGAAAAAGGCCAGAAGCCAGGCAUGGCCAAAAGAAUCUUUCUCAUGCUCGCACCAGACUCAGCAAAAGACGACGAUGGCCGCGAUAACUUCAACUCCCGCUCGCAAUUCGUCCUCUGCGCCAUGGGCGGUGCUGUCGGUCUAGGAAACCUGCUGCGCUUCCCCUCCGUCGUCUUCAACAACUACGGUCUGCAGUUCUUCAUUCCUUACGCCGUCGCGCUCUUCCUCAUCGGUAUUCCAAUCCUCAUCCUCGAAAUCACCCUUGGUCAGGCCUAUCGCGGUGGUUGUGUUAUCGCCUGGAAUAAUGUGAACCAUCGUGCUAAGGGUAUUGGACUGAGUAUGGUGUUCAAUGGCUUUAGCGUUGUUGGGUACUAUGUUCCUAUUCUGGCGUGGGCUAUGACUUACUUCAGGAUGUCGUUUCAGAGCCCGUUGCCGUGGGAUGGCGAGGAUACGGUGGAUUUCUUUAAUGAGAGGGUUGUUCGCAACAUUCCUGCUACCGGUGGUGCUGAUGACGGUGGUGGUUUGAAGCAUUAUCCUGGUCGUGGCAUUGUUGGUGAGACGUUUGGCUGGUGCGUCAUGAUCUGGUUCGUCGUGUGGAUGUGUACCUUCAAGGGUGUUGGUCUCACUGGCCGUGUCAUCUACAUCACAAUGGCUCUCCCCCUCAUCAUGAUUGGCAUUCUCGCUAUUCGAUCCCUCUCCCUCCCCAACGCCUCUGAUGGUUUCAGACUCUAUGUCGGCACGUGGCGAAGCGAGUCUCUUGAGGGUCCUCGCGUAUGGCAAGACGCCUUUGGCCAGAUGUUCUUCUCCAUUGGUGUCGGUUUCGGCUACUUCACCUCCUACGCCUCAUACAACAACAAAUUCGCCAACGCUGUCCAAGAUGCUUUCAUCAUUGCUCUCAGCAACUCCGCAAUUGAGAUCAUCUCAGCAUUGGCUGUCAUGGGCGUUGUCGGCUUCCUCGCCAUCAACCCCGGCGAGGUCGAUCCUCUCUCCACCUUCAGCUCUGGCUUCUUCUACUAUCCCCAGGCUCUUGCUCAGAUGCCUGGAUCCAACUUCUUCUCUGCUCUGUUCUUCAUCACAUUGGUUCUUCUUGGACUCACAUGUGUCUUUGCCCUCGCUGAGGUCCUCGUCACUCUCAUCUGCGAUACCAACAUCGGUCAGCGCAUUCCUCGAUGGAUCAUCUCAACCUCUGUCAUCAUCCUCGGCUGCCUUACUUCACUCAUCUACAGCAGUGAGUUUGGCUUCAGUGUUCUCGAUGCUGUUGAUGCCUUUGUCAACGAUGUCGCUCUCUUCAUCACUGUCUGGUCAGAGACUUAUAUGGCCUGCACGCUCUACCGAUGGAAGGAUCCCGUCGAUCAGAUCGGCUUCAUCAGCUACUUCGUUUACAAUGGCGGCUAUGUUUUGUCUCUGUUCCUUGGUCUUCUGAUUGGUCAUGUCGUCAGCGCCCCUGCCGGUGCUGGUGUUGGCUUCGGUAUCUUCAUCGCCUGUGCUCUUAUCUCUGCUUUUGUUGGCAAGACCCCUUCAAUCCCUGCUCCCCGAUUCUGGGGAAACAAUCCCAUUCUCAGCCGAUUCUGGUACGCGGCUUUUUACUCGGGCAACCAAAUCCGUCGCGAUCUCAACAAUGCCAUCCUCGGUGGCCAGACGAAUUGGAAGAUUCACUGGGUAUGGCCCAUUUGUUUAAAGUACAUCACAGGUCCUGCCGUUGCCCUUGUCUUCUCCUUCGCCUAUCCCAAGUUCCUCAACAACUACUCCGAUGACCCUCCCUUCAUCUACAGCUUUGUUCUCAUGCACAUGGUCGUCAUCUUCAUCAUCGGUGCAUUCCUUGCUCCUCGCUUCCUCAACAUUCUCAUCCCAUCUCACCGUCUUGAGCGUGGUGAUGGAAAGUAUGAUGUUGCACCUCAGAUGACUGUUGACAACCGCCCUAUCGUUGACAACGGUGGCCUUGAGGGCGGUCACGGUGAUAUUGAUGCUGCUCACCACAGUGCUAGUGCUGAUGGAAACAGCAUGGAGGCUGAUAAGGGUGUAUUCCAACCGAAGGAUGAGACCGCGAGGUUUGAGACUCCUGUUGAGCCGCGACAGUAG
Molecule: messenger RNA, 2088 nt
Organism: Fusarium oxysporum Fo47
Lineage: Eukaryota; Fungi; Ascomycota; Sordariomycetes; Hypocreales; Nectriaceae
Product: sodium:neurotransmitter symporter family protein
Exons: 2
Coding region: 1-2088 (695 amino acids)
Biological process (GO): sodium ion transmembrane transport
Cellular component (GO): membrane
Source: RefSeq, a predicted model, not a curated record